AAAGUUGAACAGGACAGAAGAAGAAGCGGAAGAGACACGACUCUCCUCUGAGUAAUCAGUUUCAGAACUAACAGAUUCAUUUCGUAAAGUUCACUCACAAUAUUUUCCUUGGUGAGUUAUCUUUCAUCUAUUGUUUCAUUUUCCAUUCCCAGAGCUAUUCUGAUCGACGAGUUUGUUUGAUUGCGAGGGUCAACGCCGGGAAAUUAGAAGAUCUGGUCUCAAGCAAGAUAGCUGAUAAAAACAUGGACGAAAAUACUAAAUCAGUAUCCGGAAAUGGUAGAACCGAGCUGGUAAAAUUCAUUGCUGAUAGCCAUGCCAAGCUCAUGAAACCAGCUGCUCGUUAUUACUAUACACUUAAAGAUUCUAUGGUUUGUGGGAAAAGAAGAUUAAAAGAUGCAGACCACAUGGAAACAGGAGUAUUUGACAAACCUCUUCCUUGCUUUGGUUGUGGACUCGGAUGGUUCUCCUUCCUUCUGGGGUUUGUGUUCCCACCUUUGUGGUACUAUGCUACAUUUCUUUAUUUCGGGAACUAUUACCGCAGAGAUCCUAGAGAAAGAGCUGGUCUUGCUGCUUCCGCAAUCACUGCAAUGGGAUUCUCUCUUGUGUUGCUCGUGAUCUUUGCUUUCCGAUGGUUUUAAUAUUUUCUGAGUUAUUCAAGUAACUAUGUAAGUACACAUUCCUAUAAGUCCCGUGCUCAUCAAGCAAUAGCAGCCGAACAUGAUCAUGUACAUUCACAUGAACCUAUGACUAUAAGUUUACUUCGAUCUUUGUUUCUCAA
This is a messenger RNA of Raphanus sativus (radish), 778 nucleotides long. RefSeq lists its product as uncharacterized. The coding region runs from base 243 to 638 and encodes 131 amino acids. NCBI's taxonomy places the organism in Eukaryota, Viridiplantae, Streptophyta, Magnoliopsida, Brassicales, Brassicaceae. The transcript has 6 exons. The record is from RefSeq and is a predicted model, not a curated record.